GUUUUUCAUUGCAAUGAAGAGAACGUGACUGGUCUGUGUGUCUGUCUGUCAUCUCUGAUCGUGGACCAAGGCAGGCCAUGUACACGAAAGGGGCGGCAGUAAGUGAACUCGUGCCGUCCAUCUAAUCAAUCACAUCCAUCCAAUUUGCUGUGCAUGCAAUGAGCUGCAACAAGCUGCAAGCUAUCUCUCUGCUGGCUGGCUGGGCCGCUGCCCGCGGCGGAUAUAUGCCACAUAUGCACAUUGAGCCCACGAGCCGAGUGUAUUGGUGUAUGGUGUCUUUGGGGGUGUGGUGUGUUGGAGGGGCCGCAUCAGUCGACACAUACUGCAACAUCCAUCCAUCCAUCCAUCUCGUUGCCUCGACAGACAGCCUGACCCGGCCAACGGCCACACACAGCCUGACCCAACGGCCACACACAGACACCAACACACACCAUGAGGCCGGACGGUGGAUGCAUUGCUCUGCCUUUUCCCGCCUCACACUCUAGGAACGACGCGUUGCAGUUACUUCAACUGAACCCCAUUGACUGCGUGUGCCGAUGGUGAAGUUGUCACUGACCUCUGUCCGAACGGCCUCACGAACGGCGUCACGAACGGCCUCGCUGCCAUGCACGGUCAGCGUCAAACUCCGCAGGCUCCGCACGCCGCCGACGAUGGACGAGAUGCCGCCGCGGAUGAGCUCGGCAGCAGCAGAGGCCCCCAAGCCGUCGGGCACUGAGGAAUAAGACAGACACGGGAGCAAUGCACGCACACAAGAUGAUCCGCCAGAAUCGUCUGUUCCGGUGCGGUGCAUACCUGACAAAUGCAUGCCUAUGCGGCCAAUCGACGGGAAGCCGUCCGACCUCCAGCCGUCCAAUGCACCCCCAGUGAGACUGACCUCAUCAACAUUGACACUGCCCACCUCCGUCCCCGCCCCGAGGCCCUCCAACACGCCUAUCAUGCCCCCUGAACUCACACCUCGGCCAAUCCACACCCACUCGACCAUCCUGGGCAUCUUCUCUGCCAGCAGCCGACCUGAAGAAUCGCCAAGAGCACUGCAGAUGUACAGCUCAGUGCCCGUUAGGAACUGCUGCAGGUGGUUGAUGAUGGUGGGCUGCGGUGAAGGGGCGCCGGGAGGGGGGUCGAAACCAUGGGCGUUGCGGACAAUCACGCGCUCGGCCUUGUCGAAUGUGAGUGUCUUGGCGAUGUCGAUGGCCGCCUGGCUGGGGCUGUCGACGGGGUGGGUGAGGUCAUGCUGGCUGAUGACGUAGUUGAUCUGUGUGGCCUCCCUUGCGGCCGCCUGGAUGGCCAUCAUGAAGAAGGGGGAGGGGUGGGAGGGGAUCGCGUCGCUGUAGAAGAGGGACAGGUCGAAGCGGUGCAGCCUCGAAAUCACGGGGUGCGGUGUCGACGUCACAGUGAUGCGCGCGUCGGGCGUGCAGCAUUCCUUGACGAGGCUGUCGACUGCGACCAGGGAGUCGAUGGCCGUGUGGCCGUAGAGCGGUGGGAUCUGCACGUGCAGCUCUUUCAGCGACUUGCGGCAGCCGCGAGAUGUGAGCACAUCCUACAAGACAAACAACACAAGACAUGAAAUGCGUACCCACAGGCACGUGUGCGGCCUCUCUUGUGUGUGAUGGCUGCCUACCUUUAGCCGCUCAACUCCCGCCUGGUACCGCUGGUGUGUCUGUCCAUCCCGAUGCUCAAUCAUUCCGAUGCUCUGCAGCUGCCGGAGCGGCCCCGGCUGCCCAGCCGCUGCCUUGGGGAUGUGCUCGAGCACCGCCGCCCACUGCUUACCCCACAGCUGGCCGCCCACGCGCUGCAGACACCGUGACGAGCUAAUGAAGCUGCCCAGCUCAUCCGGCCCCCACCCUGUCUGCUCCACUGUUUCGAGUGACGGCAUCCGCCACCCUCUGUUGGCCAGGUCAGAGUGAUGGCGGACGGCUCCUGUGACGGCCUUGAGUGAGGGGAGGGUGGGGGGCUCGGUGAGUAGAGGAGGGGUAGGGGGACGCUGUCGCUUCUCUGCCCUGCGGCUGAUGCUGGUGUUGCCGGUGCUGCCGGUGCUGAAGGUGAUGGUCUCGAGCGAACCCUCCGACUUGUGUUGUCGCCCAGCCGCAUGACCCUCCACAACGGCCAUCAUGUUGUCCAGGCACGACACAUCACCCUUGAGUGUGAUCAGAUUGACGAGCCGUCUGCCUAACUUCAAUGCCGCCUCGCUUGCCGUCUGGCUCCAAAAUCGACGGUCUGCAUCGGUGGCGGCGUCUAUGGUGGCGUGUGUGUGCUGGUGGACGGCUCCGUUGCGGAUGGGGGAGCGGUGCGGGAAGAUGGCCGACAGCUCGCGGGGGGUCAUGAAGCCAAAGAGUGACACCUGGUGGUCAUCGGCAAAACCAUCAGGGGCCUGAAAGAGGGAGAGGGGGGCAUAAAAGUGGGCGGGCUGGGCUGCGUGUAGUGCUCACCUUGUGUGUCUUUGGUUUCUUGUUUGGAGGCGUCGUGGUGUCACGUGAGGGGGGCAGACCGGUGAGGAAGUCGGGGAACCAGCCCCAGGAGUCGGGUCGGUUGUCGAGGGUGUCGUCGGGCCGGACGAUCAGGCCAAGUGUCCAUCCCGAGCUGUGCCGCUCCUGGAUGCGGACCCUCGUUCCCUCGGCCAGCGAGAGCUGCUGCCCACCACCGCCCUCGGCGGUCCACUCCUCGGCUAUCGUCACCUCCACUGCCGGCACCAGCACCUCAAACCUCUCACGGCAACCGGCAACCUCCGUCAUGUGCACCUUGGUCCCUCUACUGGUCUCCUCCGGUCUGCGAUCGACGACAGCCGUCACCCACUUGUGCUUGCCCUCCCUCUUGGUCUUCGACACCAUCAGCACACGAGUGCCCUCUCGGUAGCGAGUGAAGGGUGGCAUCAGCUGGUGGGUGAGACGAUCAAGCAAACGAGUCGUCACGUACCCACAACACACCGUGAUGAUGCAUGUGCACUCGUGCCUUAUUGGCUCACCGGCAGAUGCGGCAGAUUGAAGUGGCAGGCAGAUGCUGACGAGACCGCCGCCAUGGCGCCAGGUCAGUCGAACAGACAAAUG
Vitrella brassicaformis is the source of this 3041-nucleotide messenger RNA. The record is from the annotation of a GenBank genome assembly. NCBI's taxonomy places the organism in Eukaryota, Vitrellaceae.